AUGUUAGAUCCAAUUUACAAAAGUUGCCACAGAUGUAAUAUUAGUGAUCGAAAUGAAAUUGCAGCAUUAUUUAAAGACUACUAUCCUCAAAGUCUUGAUGUCUAUUCAUAUCAUUUGAAAAAUAUUUCUAGUGAACUUUUCGAAUCCAAAGUCAAAAAAGGUCAAACAAUAAAGGAUUCCUUAUUGGGUUGGAAAAAUAUUAUAAAAACACAGUACGGUGGAUGGGCCAAGUUUUGUAAUGAAUAUAAUACAACAAAUUCCAAACAUCACAAUGUAUUUUCUUUUCAAUUCUGUGUUGAUACUCAAAUUCAGUUACUAAAGAACGUCCACUUGUUUGGUUUAGAUGCAACUCAUGGUUUGGUAAAAUCUUUAAACGGUCAAUCAAAUGCCUAUCUUUUUGUUCUCACAGGAAUAAUACCUUCUAGUCGCAACACUUUUCCAUUAUCAUUUAUGUUGACAAAUUAUACUGGAAAAAUAACUAUCCAACAUUGGUUAAAUAAUCUCAAAACAGAAUUUGGAAUUAACCCUACCCAAUUUGUAAUUGAUGCUGAUCCUGCUGAAAUUUCAGGUAUCCAAUCCAUAUUCAAGGACACCAAAAUAGUUCUAUGCUACUUUCACGUAUUGAGAGCUGUUACUAUAAAACUCAAAGAAGUUGUAAUUCUUCCAGACAAAGAGCAGCAAAAAGCUAUUCAUGACCUGAUAACCCAAGACUUGAAACGAAUAUUAUUCAAUUCAGAAAACACAGAAAAUGAUAUUCAAAAAUUCCUAGAAAAAUAUGCAUCUUUUCGAAGAUUUAAAUCAUAUUUUCAAAAGCAAUGGAUGAGUAAAAUCAAUAUGUGGUUACGAACAGAAAACAAUACCUUUGAUAUACUUCUUUUAACAAAUAAUUUAACAGAAAAUUUCUUUUCGGUGUUGAAAACAGUUAUUCUCAAAAAUCAACCAAACAAACGGCUUGACUCAUUAGUCUAUGUGUUAGUGGAGAUAGUAAUCCCCCGCUUCUGGAGGAAAGAAUUCAAAGUGAUUACGGGUGAUGAAAAGCCAAAUACGAGGGGACCAGAAGUUUCACAAAAAAAACAGUUAGAUAUUCUUGAGGAUGAAGAAAUAAAAGAACUUGUUAAAUUAAAUAUUAUUAAUAACCUGGAAUUGUUUGUUGUGCAAUCACCACAUCGAAGCGAAAUGUCAUACAACGUUGAAUUGAACUAUCAAAACAAAACCGGCCAAUGCUCUUGUGAAAUGUUUACAAUUGAAGAAUGCAGCUGUAUUCAUACCUUGGCUGUAUAUCGUUAUAUAAACAUCCACAAAAAUUUCUAUCGGGAAAAAAUCAGAGGUAGCCCCCAAAAUGCCAUACCUCUUUGUCUUAGAAUAGAAAUGUUCCCGUUGGUUGGUCAAAAAAUAGGUGCAUAUGUUGCAGAAGAAUUGUUGGAAGAACUAGACGAAGAAGGAGAAUUGGAAACAAGUGUUUCCGAGAUAAUGAAUCAACUAGCUGCAUCAAAUGAAUCGCUUGAGGGAUGUCUUCCAAUUAGUUCCCUAUUAAGUCUGGCUAUUGCCAUAAUUGAUGAAGCUUCAGAGAGCAGCAAUGAUGAAGCCCCAACUAUUCUUACCAGCAAUCACCUAGACGAAAUCGGUAGUAGUUAUGACCCUCAAUUUGAUGAUUAUGUUAAUGAUCCAGAUGGUUUUGAAAGUCGAUUGCAAGAAGCAAUGGCAAUGAGCAGUUCUCCAAUUAUUAGUGAUGAGGAAAAUGAAAAUCAAGAGAUUUCCAAUUCCAAUUUUCAAAAUGGGGAAAAUUUUUUUUCACGAGAAGAAGGAAGAUCAAUUGAGCUGCUCCCUUCGCUGCCACCUCCAUCGCACAAUACAUCAGUUUCAACAAGUCGUGAUACACUGAAUACAACAAGUCGUAAUACGCAGAAUACGACAGCAAAUACUACAGAAUACGAUCCAGAAAUCGACGAGCCCAUCCGUGAAAGCCUUGAUAUUUACCAUCUGCUCCUUUCUAUUAAAAGAAGAUGA
Candida albicans SC5314 is the source of this 2007-nucleotide messenger RNA. RefSeq lists its product as uncharacterized. NCBI's taxonomy places the organism in Eukaryota, Fungi, Ascomycota, Pichiomycetes, Serinales, Debaryomycetaceae. Gene Ontology annotation, molecular function: zinc ion binding. Bases 1 to 2007 code for a protein of 668 amino acids. The transcript has a single exon. The record is from RefSeq and is a predicted model, not a curated record.